AUGAUUCGAGGAUACUGGAAAUUGAUGAUGAUGCAUUUACGGAUCUGGCGCGGAACAAGAAAAUCUUAUGGGAAACUGGAACAAUCCCAACAUGGAAUAUUGCUCUCUUUUUUUUCGAUUCAUCGCCCGGCCAUUGAUAGUUGGAGUGGUCAUCACUUGAUGACUGACUCAUCUGUCAGGUCGUGGUACUUCGUUUAUGGAAACUUUUGGUUCUUUGUACCUAUCGUUUUCGACUUGAGCUUCGGUUUAGGGAGGUUAGGUUGGUCUAUUAGAUCCAUCUUUUUUGUGGUUUUGCAAACCAAUAUCGGGUUCGAAUUCGCUCGUGAUUGA
Molecule: messenger RNA, 330 nt
Organism: Colletotrichum truncatum
Lineage: Eukaryota; Fungi; Ascomycota; Sordariomycetes; Glomerellales; Glomerellaceae
Source: RefSeq, a predicted model, not a curated record